UCCGUGCUGUUGGUUCGUUCGUCUUGGGUCCACAGUUGUCGGGCCGAUUUUUCAUCAGGAUCCACGCAAGGGCGAGAAAUCGGUGCGCGCGUCGCGCCGUCGGACACGCGAGUCACAUGGGCCCCGCUGGUGCCCCGUAACAGUGACGUAUAAACAGAGGGGCUCGCGCGCGAGUGCACCAAAAGGUACGAGAAAGGACAGUCCGCGGCGGGGGGAGGUUGAAACGAUCGGCCAAAGACGCUGAAAGGGCGGACUCGAGCAUCGGCGUGAAUACGAUGCUGACGGACAUGACACCGGUGGCUGCCAGUCAGCUCUACCCCCAGAUACAGUCCAUCAGCAAGUCACCGGUUCACGGGCACGUGGAUCACCCAGGAUUGCGAGGCACACCGUUGGCAAUGCUUGCGGCUCAGUGCAACAAACUUAGCAGUAAAAGCCCACCACCGUUGGCGGACGCAGCGGUGGGAAAAGGUUUUCACCCCUGGAAAAAGAGUCCACAGAGUAGCGGCAGCUCGCCCCAGCAUACGAGUAACGCUGGCACGGGUGGUUGCACAACGACCGGAGUGACGCAACGGCCGACCGCGACCAGCAGUGCCGGUAGUACCGGAGGCGGUUACGCCCGUGCGCCAGUAACCUCGUGCGCCUCGACGGCACCCCAGUACGCCAGUGACCUGUAUUUCCCGGGCACUGCCAGCGCCCAGCCGGCAACCGACCACCACCACCAGACGAGCAUACUCGGGAAAGUAGAGGGAGCCACCCUCGGCUCGUGUUCGGUCUACGGCAGACACCCGUACGAAUCUUGGCCGUUCAACACGAUGCCCGGAGCCAGCCACGGUAGCAUAAAAGCCACCGACGGCUGGUGGGACAUGCACGGGGCCGCGACCGGUGGUUGGCUCGACGUCAGUGGCACAGUGGGCGUUGGCGUUCACGCCGCCCAAAUGGCCAACUACUCGGCCGACUACUCGACCAGUCUGGCCCUCGCUGGCAACCACUUGCUCAGUCAAACGAGCGCCGGCCACAAUCUCUUGCAAGACACGUACAAGUCGAUGCUGCCCGGAGGACCCCCUGGAUUUGGAUUGCACCAUCACGCGAGCGGCGGAACAGGAGGCUCGAGCCCCCAGAACAGCAGCAGCGCCACUAGCGGCGGCGGCACGACGCAAGCCCCCUCGCCGCGAUCGCAGCGCCGGUACACGGGUCGCGCCACGUGCGACUGCCCGAACUGCCAGGAGGCGGAGCGGCUCGGGCCGGCCGGCGUCCACCUGAGGAAGAAGAACAUCCACAGCUGCCACAUACCCGGUUGCGGCAAGGUCUACGGGAAGACGUCCCACCUGAAGGCCCACCUGCGCUGGCACACGGGUGAGCGACCGUUUGUUUGCAACUGGCUUUUCUGUGGCAAGCGGUUCACACGUUCGGAUGAAUUGCAGCGGCACCUUCGAACCCACACCGGCGAAAAGAGAUUCGCCUGCCCGGUCUGCAACAAGCGGUUCAUGCGCAGCGAUCAUCUCGCGAAGCACGUCAAGACGCACAGCAGCAGCGGCAGCAGCAAGGGCAAGGGGGGAGCGGGGAGCUCGUCGGCCGAGUCCUGCUCCGACAGCGAGGACAACGGGAGUCAGCAGAGUCCCACUUAGCUCGGGGGCGGCGCUCCCGGUUCAGGUGUCUCAGGUGGGGGGCCCGGGGCUUCCUCAGCCGGCGCUCCAGGGUCCUCAGUCGCAAACAAUGCAACUGGGGCCCCAGGGGGGCCAGCCGGGGGCCCACCAGCAGCAGCAGCAGCAGGGUCCCACCACCCAAGACACCAGCACCAGCUCGCACCCGAGCAGCGCCAGCAACACCUUGUCGCAUCAGUCGACGGCGCCCAUGACCCCCAUGCAGAUGACGCAUCCCUCGUCUCUGAGCCAACACCAUCCCCACCACCCGCAUCUCCCGCCACUAAUGCACCAUCCGCAUCAUCACGUGGCGGCGGCGGCGGCCUCCGUCUCGGCUCAUCACCAUCAUCAUCCGCAUCAUCAUCCGCAUCCGCACGCCGGGAUGAGCAUGCACUGAGCCCGGUGGGGCCCGGAGCAGCCUCACAUGCGGCCCUGGGCUCCCCCCUAUCCUACCCCCUGAACCUCAACCUGCUCCAUCAUCAGAACCACGUCAACUCCCAGCUCCACCAGCAUUAUCAACAGACCCAACAACAGCAGCAGCAACUCCACCACCACCACCACCACCAUCAUCACCAACAGCAGGCUGCCAACUCCUAUCAGGUCCAAAAUCCGGCUACUCCCGGCCAAGCUCAGACCCCCUCGCCAUCCUCACCGCCACCUGUACAUAGUCUCUAGGCCGACACUCCUACGCGCUACCCCCUUCUCCCUCGCACGCCACAAGUUUUUUAAUUAUUCUUAUUAUUAUUCUUAUU
Copidosoma floridanum is the source of this 2392-nucleotide messenger RNA. RefSeq names its product transcription factor Sp8 (gene Sp1). The record is from RefSeq and is a predicted model, not a curated record. Gene Ontology annotation, biological process: regulation of transcription by RNA polymerase II. Gene Ontology annotation, molecular function: DNA-binding transcription factor activity, RNA polymerase II-specific; RNA polymerase II cis-regulatory region sequence-specific DNA binding. NCBI's taxonomy places the organism in Eukaryota, Metazoa, Arthropoda, Insecta, Hymenoptera, Encyrtidae.